AUGAACUACAAUUUACCUCCUCAAAAUUUGGGAAAUCUUAUCGACGUGGAGAAGCGAGUGGAAUUUGUAAGGGCAUGUGGAAUCACUGAAAAGCCGAAAAUUUUGGAUUCGGAUGAUAUUCCAGAGACUUCCACACCUUGUAGCUUCAUUCAACUCUACGAGAAUCUGCCGGAGGAGUCGAAUAAGUCGAAAAACUCAAAAAAAGAACCAAAAAUCGAAGAUUCUGAUGAUGACGUCAUGGUUUUAGAUGAAAUAGAGAUCAAAAGAGAGCCGGGAACCCAAAAAGUCGAUAUACGAGAUGUAAAUGGAUAUCUGAAAGCUGCAAAAGAUGGAAAUUUAGAAGAAUUAAGGAGAUUUUUGAAGAAAAAAAUCCCGAUCGAUGUCACUGAUUUCUAUGGUUGGACAGCCACAAUGUGUGCGGCUGGCGAUGGUAACUUUGAAAUUUGCAAAUAUUUGCUGGAGAAUGGCGCGGAUCCGGGAGUACGGGAUAAGAAUGGAAUGGGAAUAUUGCAGAUUGCGCAGAAGAAUCGGAAGGAGACGUUCGUCCGGUUGCUGAUGGACUAUUUUUGUAAUGGAAGUGCUCCUUCAACAUCCGCUGAACCCGAAAAAUUGACAUACUGUGAGCUCUGCGACACAUUUGUCGAUGAGAAAAAGAUUAAUGAUCAUAUUUCGUCGAUCACUCAUCAGUUGAACGACAAAUCGAAGCCAGGAGUGGCGCCACAAUCUGGAAUUCAUCUGGGUCCCUCGAAUAUCGGAUACCGGUUAAUGUGUGCUUCCGGAUGGACGGAACAGCAGGGUUUGGGACGGAAUUCUGAUGGGCAUCGGUUUCCGAUUAAGACAAUCCUAAAACGAAACCGUACUGGCCUUGGAAUGGAGAGUUUGCCGAAAAAAGUGACACACUUCGGACCGUUGGAUAGGAAUUCUGUGAGAAACGAGAAGUCGAAGAAGCAGCCGGUGACGAAGAAAGAUUUGGAGAGAAAGAAGCGAAAAGAGGACCGAAUAACGAAGAAAUAUCGCGCGGAUUUCGGAGAUAAUGAUAGUGUUUAUGAGUAUUUUAAUGCGGAGAAAUGA
Messenger RNA from Caenorhabditis remanei, 1071 nucleotides. RefSeq lists its product as uncharacterized. Gene Ontology annotation, molecular function: nucleic acid binding; protein binding. NCBI's taxonomy places the organism in Eukaryota, Metazoa, Nematoda, Chromadorea, Rhabditida, Rhabditidae. The transcript is spliced from 6 exons. Bases 1 to 1071 code for a protein of 356 amino acids. The record is from RefSeq and is a predicted model, not a curated record.